AUGUCUACAAACAGCAUCACAGCCACUAUCCGAUACGUAAAGCGCGGCGAGGACCGAAACCCGGGGGAGAAACCCUAUAUUCUCCACUAUGCCGCACCCGCCGGCUUUCCGCAGAACAACUUCACCAUCGAGCCCGUCCACGGGAUCCGGAUCCACAACCUGCGUAGCUCGGGACUGACGUAUGAUCAGAACGGCAUGGCCAUCGCGACGAUCGAUAACAGCGGCGGUAUGAAGCCCUCAGACUUUGACGACGAUGACUGGAUCGAGCGUGUCUAUCUCCCCGAGCUACACAAGAGCGUGUGCCGCGCCCUCGGCGCCCAGGAUGUUACCAUCUUCGACUGGAUGCUGCGAAAGCGCUCACCCUCAUUCCCCAAGCGAAACUCGGACGAGGAGAAUGUCGACGAUCACCAGCCCUCGCUAUCGGCACAUAUUGAUUACACCACGGGAGAGCUCGGCUCCAGAGUCGACCGAUACUUUGGUGACGAGAAGGACGCGAUGCUGAGCCGCAAGUACCAGGUUAUCAACGUUUGGAAGCCACUUGCGGGGCCAUGCCGAGACUUCCCCCUCGCAUUCCUCGACCCCAAGAGCGUCGACCCAGACAAGGACCUCUUCAAGGUUGAUGAGGUUUUCCCCACUGUCGCCAACGAAGUGUUCCAAGUCUACCAUAACCCGAACCACAAAUGGUACUACAUCCCCGACCAACUGGACUCAGAGAUCGCCAUUUUCAACGCCUUCGACUCGGAAAAGGGCCAGAGCCUGGCGGUGCCCCACUGCUCAUUUGAUCUGGGCGAGGCCGGAUCUGGUAUCCCGCGCCAGAGUAUCGAGGUUCGGGCCUUUGCGUUCUUUUGA
Molecule: messenger RNA, 849 nt
Organism: Thyridium curvatum
Lineage: Eukaryota; Fungi; Ascomycota; Sordariomycetes; Thyridiales; Thyridiaceae
Exons: 3
Coding region: 1-849 (282 amino acids)
Molecular function (GO): oxidoreductase activity
Source: RefSeq, a predicted model, not a curated record